AAGGAAAAGAGCUUUCUUUGCAGUCAUUUUCGGAAUCCGUCUUUGAUACUAUUUACCCCAGUAUUCUUUAUCUCAAUCAUUUUCAUUUUCCCUUUGUUCAUGGGUGGUAUGUACCUCAUAAUUUCUUCAUUGUAGCGAGAAUACCACUUCCGUAACAUGGUUCAAUCAUAAAUAUUUGCAAGGCGACCAGAUCAGACAGAAUAUCUUUACGAAAGGUUCUUGGCGCUAUAUCAAAAAUGGCUUCUGGAUGUUGGAAACCGCAAUUACCUCGCACUGAGCUUGCGGAGAAAUAUGGCCAUCUCCUUAUGCCAAUCAUAAAAGAUGCAAUUCCUUUAAAGAGUGGUCUCACUCCAAUAACUUUGAAUCCACAUGCUACUGACUCCGAAACUAAAUUCGCCGAGGAUGUGCGCUAUAUACAGAGACGUCUCUAUUCAAGUGCGUGGUUCAAAUAUGAUUAUUAGAUGAUUGCUAACAUGCUCUGAUUACUUGCAGACUUUACAGCGGCGGAGUUGGAGAGGAUAGAAGCUGUGGCUCCGCUCUACAACACAUACGAGGACGAAACUUUGGUUAACGCCAGUGCUAAUAUUGCCAUCCAUCCUGUAAUGCAAAGAAAAAAGUGGAAUUAUCCUCUGCCGAAACAAGCAGCUGAAUUCCCCCUUGGGAAAGAUUUGGAUGGAUACUGGAAUGCUGUGAGUACAAGGCUUUUGUGGAGAGGGAUUAAUGGUUCUAAUGGUGAUGGCAGUAUACAAAUGAUAUUGUGUGGGAAGCCUUGCUUCCAGCCCUACGAAUAGCCAGCUUGUAUUUCUCGAAUAUCGAUAUGUGGCCAUGGUAACUAUACCCCGAUUUAUUACCGACUCAAGGUCUAAAUGAUCUGUGUAGGCAUGAUGCUCUGUUUGCCUCAGAAUGGACUGAGAUUCUGCAAAAAGAGAUCCCAAUAUUGCACUUUUUUGGACGAAGAGGUUACAGACGAUUUUUUACCAGAGAUCCCUUUGUAUAUGGAAGUGAAGCAGCCAGAAGAAAUGUCCGAAACAAAUUACUCAACUUUUCGAAAAACAUAUAUUUCUCUCUUACCAGCUGUUUUGUCGAUUCAACAAGUGGUGUUAAGAUAUUCGAUGCAAGUCGGGGAAGUAUUGCUGGCUCAACAAUAGCAAGUUCGAUCGACAAUAUAUGUGUUAUAAAUCUCGAUUUCCGUUCCAUUUCGGCCUUGCUUCCCGGAACAGUGGAAAAAUUAAAUGUUGCAGAGAGACGUCUGAUUCAUUGUGACUUUGCAAUAACUAUCAUACACGAGCUUGCUGUACGUUACUUUUUGACACCUUGUUUUAGAUGUCCUUCGACUUGCUCUAAUUUAAUAUAGCAUGCUAUCUAUCAGCAAGAAUGCAAAGUCAGCCACCCCGACUAUGGAGGAAUGCUUAGAGAGAUAUAUUUUGAGCAAGAAGUAACUUCGGAACUGUAAGCCACUCAUUACUUGCUUACUUUGACGCUUUACUGACAAUUCUAGUGGCAUAUCCGUGAGUCUUUGUUUGGGCUUAUUUGAUAUGGAUUACUGAUGUGUCUUUAAUCACCUCUAGUUAGAACAAACUGUAAGUUCUGUCAGAAAAACAUAUAUUAAUAAUUCUUAAUUUUGAAUCAGUUAUUUGGUGGAAUUACAGCUGGCAUUCGUGGUCCUAGUGGAGAGGGCAAGAUAGCUCAUCUGGGUAAGCAUAUCUAAUAUCUUCUACCUUUUAAUAAAUACCCUAGUCCGGAAUUCAUCCUGUUUAUAACUUUCUUUUGAGGGCCAUGAUCAAUCACCACAUACUGACUUUUUUUUUACAGAGGGAGGAGGUAUGGCCUAGUAAGCAAUAGCUCCUGAUGACAACCGUAUCCUCUAUCUCAUGCAAAGCAGUGAUAUAAACACUCGGUAUCUCCAGGGUUAUAAUGGCGACCACCCGGUUCUACUCAAUAAACCACCGGUAAAUAUAUCAUUCUAUGUCUUCGGCUUGUUUCUGUUUGCAUUUGAUGUACAACGAUAUAUCUUAGCAGUGCUGAUCUAACGCUGAGCUCCUGUAGACUUUUAACAAAUGCACAUUUUGGCCUGUUCCUGUUUCCUGGUUUCGUAAGUACUGCCCAGCUCUCUACCUGCCUCUAUACGUUGGCUUUGCUACUUUCAUCAAUCUCUCCUCGGCUUUUUUUCUCCUUGGAAUCACAUAGCUCUACCUUUUUUGAGCCGUUCAAUAAACUGGUAAUUGUGGAAACAUUGACACAUCUUAGUUAAUAUGGGAAGUAAAAGCAAAUUCGAAUUAUUUGUUAGGAAGUAAGUCCAUUUGAUCUUAUUCCAACUUGUCAAUUCAAGUGAGUACUGACGCCAGCAGGUAUGGACUUCAUAACGCUAGAUAUACAAGGAUUGUCGGUUCGGAAUUUGAAGUGGAUAGCGACGGUGAUGCUGCUCAAGUGAGUAGGCAUCCAUUCGUCGAGUUUGAGGGGAUACCAGACAAGAAUCGACAUGCCGAAUCCAGUAUGGAUAGAUUGGAGUCACAGCGCCCUCAGAAACGCCGGCGAGUAGAACACGCCAUUGUUCGAGAGGCUGUAUGUCGACAACCACAGCGAAGCCUAGAGGAAGAAUUAGGCGUUGACAAUGAGGAGACUGUCGAUUCCAAAGAUGAAGAUCAGGAUUUACCUCCUUGUCCUCGGUUUCACGAAAUAAGCAGGUAUUUGAUCGAUAAUCGUCGACAAUUGGCCCUUCACACAAUGUGUUUCGCGAUGCCUGAGCAUACCUUGGUAGGCACAUAAUUUCCCGUCUCGAGAAUUAACUAAAGUGUUAACAAUGACAUAAAGCUAAUAUUAUCCGCAGCGUGAUUAUAUUCGACGACUUGGCGGACUAAAAAUCAGUGCCCAAGAAUGGCGCACGUAUCUACUUCAUUGCAAUUCGAUACCAUAUCUUUUCAGGUAACUUCUCUUACUUCCAUCUUGGGCGCAUGUGCUGAUAGCAUGCAAGAUUCGAGUCAGAAGAGGAACCUGGUGACUUCUCGACUUAUCGUGGAUCUAUCCAACUUCAUGCCUCGAGCUGGCCAAGGACGGAUCUCACACCAUUGAGGCCAAAACGUGAAAAGUUUGAAAGAGCCGAAGGGAAUGCACUUGCAUUCAUUCUCGCUGUCCACCGUCUCAAUGAGGCUCAAAUCGGGGGCAGGGAUAUAAUGUGGCCUCAGUCUACCUUUUGGGAUUUCAGCGCUGAAAGAUUUCUUGCUCUUUUCAAUGCCGAUGUCAAAAAUGGGAAUGGAGAAAUGAGCAAACUUGGUUUGGGUCUGAUGUCCAAAGAAGAACUUGAGGAUAUGCUAUGGCAUGUGGCAUCUACUUCACCAUUCCUUACGUGAGUGACACUUUCAUUUUUGUUGUGAGAUUGGAAAUUGACGACUAUUGAUCUUAGUUGGGCUCCAGAAGGUAUCAUACGACGCUUACCACUAACCACUCCGGAAUUUAUGGAAAUACGCGGUGGUGAUGCAACAUGGGACGAAGUUGUUUUGCCUAAAGGGCGAAGGUUAAUUGAUUGGGAUGAGGGAUCUAAAGCUUUACUUGGGGUAAGAAGAAUUCCUAAGCUCCUCGUAUCUGGUUAAGAUACUUUUAAACUUACAUGGGGAUUUUCAUCCUUUCUGGAGGGGCCUUGAAUGUCUAAGGAUAUCAUAUCGAUAGCUGAUGGCUGAUUAUUGCAUUCUAUCACAGUGGGACAAUACGAAGAUGGAAACAGAUCCGGAAGUGCUAGAAGAAGACACUGGAAUAACAUAUACCGACGGCCGCGUUUGCAGUUCCUUCGAAUACCAGGAAAAGCUAAGCAUCAAGGAAAAGGAGAACGCGCCACCAGGGCCACCACCAACAGAAGAGCAGUUGGAGUACAUGGCGGCAGAGAAAAAAAUCCAGGAUCUCAUCAGAUCGGUAGAAGCCUACAUUAGAAAAUUCCCAGACGCAAAGCAACAAGAGGUUUUUGAUAAUUCCUUUUGGCCGAUUUGGACGGUGAAUAAUCCGGGGAAAUCGGUCGAGGAGGGGUUUGCGGAAUAUAAGGAUUGUUAUUCUACGCCUGGCGAUGUAGUCCCGUCUGAGGACUUGAUGGAAAUGCUGGCGAAGAAUGAGAAGUGUAAUCCGCAAUGAUUUGAUGGAAUGAUUUUGGAUAGGGGAUUGAGGGGAAGCUUGAUGUUUGGUGUUGGAAUGAUGGGAUGAUGGGAUGAUGGGGAUUGGGUGGUUGAGGGUAUGGGAAGUGGUUUGGGAGA
Sclerotinia trifoliorum is the source of this 4235-nucleotide messenger RNA. NCBI's taxonomy places the organism in Eukaryota, Fungi, Ascomycota, Leotiomycetes, Helotiales, Sclerotiniaceae. The record is from the annotation of a GenBank genome assembly.